AUGGACGAGAGCACCGCGGCGCUCCCGAAGGUGACGACGAGUUAUGGAGUCGCCGACAAGGUCGUUACGGCCGUGGCCGUGGCCGCGAUGGUCUGCGGCAUCAUCUCCGUAGGCGGCCCGUUGUACGUCGGGCACGUCUUAGCCGUGGCCUCUGUGACGUUCCCUGCUGCCUUCGCGGUGCCCGAAGUCGUUAUUAAGGCCUUCGUCGGCCCCAAGCCCCUUAAGGUGAGGUUUUGGCCCGAUCACCACUGGGUGACAUGCGCGCUCGGAACCGGAGUCGGUUUCGUUUGGGGUGUCGUGCUCGGAAUCAAACUCGCCCACAUGAAAGGUAUCAAGUUCCAGUUCAAGGUGUGA
This is a messenger RNA of Pelagomonas calceolata, 354 nucleotides long. The record is from the annotation of a GenBank genome assembly. Lineage: Eukaryota; Pelagophyceae; Pelagomonadales; Pelagomonadaceae.